This is a messenger RNA of Ceratosolen solmsi marchali, 1208 nucleotides long. RefSeq names its product tektin-3. Gene Ontology annotation, biological process: cilium assembly; cilium movement involved in cell motility. Bases 38 to 1141 code for a protein of 367 amino acids. Lineage: Eukaryota; Metazoa; Arthropoda; Insecta; Hymenoptera; Agaonidae. The record is from RefSeq and is a predicted model, not a curated record. Gene Ontology annotation, cellular component: nucleus; microtubule cytoskeleton. The transcript has 7 exons.
UUCAAUAAAAUUUAUUGUAAUAAAUAUUUAAGAUAAAAUGGCUUUAUUUACAUCUAAAAAUUAUCCGUGGAAAUUAAUAGCAGAAGAUGAAACAAUCGCAACAUUUAAAGUACCAUCGUAUCCAAUAACCAGUCAAAGUGUAAUUCCUUGCUAUGUUCCUGAUGACAUGAAUACAAUUCCUUUAAAAUUCCCAAGCAUAAUAAUGGGCUUCGAUCGUCAUCCCAUUCAUGUUGCACGUUCUGCACUUGGAAUAAAAUAUACAGCUAUGAAAUCAGUAGAGAAUCAAAAUUAUCUGACAGAUCAAGUAUCUUCAAUUCUUAAAAGUUCUCAAGUAAUAGGAAAAAAUUUAGACAAUUUAAUUAGAUUGGCAAAAGAACGAAUGGAAACAUGCAAAAAAGUAAAAAAUAAGGAAAAAGAUGACGUAUAUCUAAAGAAUUUAAAAUUGAAGAUCGAUAAGAUAACAUUGAAAUUUGAAGAAUUUAUUCUUGAGCAUAAGGAAAUGCAAAGUUGUAAACGUAACUUGCAAAGUUGCAUUCAAAACAUCGGAGUUCCAUUACAUAUUUCUGCCGAAUGUCUUCAUCAUCGAGAAACUAGAUGCAAAAAUGAAAAGAUUAAUGAUAAGGUGGAGAAGAUGCUUAUGAAAGAAAGUGUUGAAUUUCGCCAAAAUCAGCAGUAUUUAGAAAAAUAUUUGCAGCAGUGUGAAACUAAUUUAAUCAAGGGAAGAAAAAUUCAAAGUGAAUUAGAAAAUAUAAUAAAAAAUAUACAAUGGAAUCUAUUUACUAAUUUGCCAACUGAGGAAAUAGAGAUUAUUGAAAAUAUUAAUCAGAUAUGGAAUAAAACUAAUAAAGCUUUCUUAGAAAAUUGCAUCCAAUUGAAAACAGCUAGAGACGAAACCAGUUCUUAUUUAGAAAAGGUGAAGAAUGAAAUAUUUCAUGUGGAAACGAACUUAAAAUAUUUAAAGACCAAUAAAGAAUCCCACAAUGAAUUGCAACAAGCUGAAAAUCAAUUAGAAUCCUUAUUAAAAGUAAAAAACAAUCUUGAACUUGAACAUUGGAUAAAAAUAGAAACGCUUUUUAUCGACGAACAAAAAUGUAUGUCACUCAGAAGGUGCUAUCCAAAAUCAAUAAUUACGAAUUAUUAAGUUUCCUUGUUUAUUUUAAUUUCGUUUACUUGUUUAUGUAACUAUUUAGUGAAAUUAUUUUAUUAAU